Pyricularia pennisetigena is the source of this 294-nucleotide messenger RNA. RefSeq lists its product as uncharacterized. The transcript has a single exon. The record is from RefSeq and is a predicted model, not a curated record. NCBI's taxonomy places the organism in Eukaryota, Fungi, Ascomycota, Sordariomycetes, Magnaporthales, Pyriculariaceae. The coding region runs from base 1 to 294 and encodes 97 amino acids.
AUGACUAUCCUUGGGUACAAAUGCAUCUUCUGCAAACGGAUAAAGCCUGUGUAUGAUUUUCACUUUAGAGACAACCGAGGAGAGGUAACCCUGUUCGCCUGUUUAGGUUGUCAUUCUGAGGGCUCCGAGAAAGACUGCAUUGCCGUUUGUCCUUGUACCUUGAACACGUUCUCAGCGUGUCUGCGUACCUUUAAGAGCACUAACUCAGUCUGGCAAAAUAUGGCCUAUAUGAUCGCAUUUAGAAACAAUAAAGAUACUGGAAGAGCCGGAAAUCAAGAUACUCAAAACAACUAA